CCUCCACAGUUGAUUCUUCGGGAUGGCAUUGUCAUGCAAAUAGAGGACGCGUAAAAUAUUCCCCCAGAGCGCAGCGCAGGGCAGAGACUCACACGGACCGCGAGGAGGACACAGCCCGGGCCCCACGGUGGAUUUGUAUCAUUUUCGUCGCUUCGGACCCGUCCAUCUGUCACAGACCCCCUGGCCACAUGAGCAGCGACACAGCCGGGACGUGUAGCCGGGAAUCAGGUUGGAGCGUUUAAGGAAAACCUGCCCCGUGGAGAUAGUGACCAUACUUCCAAUCUCCCCAAGAGAAGCCGGAGGUGUCUCCAUCCCCUGCUACAGGCUACCUGCUGCUGCUACGGAGGGGGAACUACGUCUACAGAACCCUGGAUCGCACCCUUUUUAUGUUUUAGGGAUUUCAGGAUCUCUCAAUAUUAACAUUUUUGCACACCAAGUGUGUUAUUUCCUUUCUUGUCCUUUUUGGGAUAUACACGGUGAUCUUUUAGUAGGCUACUUUAAAGUGCUUUAAUAACUGGUUGUAAUCCAGUUUAACUGUGGCAUUGUCACCAGACCAGAGACGCUCAACAGGACGAUUAUUAUCAGCUUUAGAGCCCGGGCAGGAUUACUGGUUCCCCCCCAACCUCCAGAGAGCUGCAACCAUGAGCCAGGCGGAUGUUUCGACUUGCUCCGCGCCGCAGAGGGUUUUCCAGGAGGCAGUGAAGCAGGGCAACACCAAGGAGCUGCACUCUUUGCUGCAGAACAUGACAAACUGCGAGUUCAACGUCAACUCCUUCGGGCCUGAAGGGCAGACGGCCCUGCACCAGUCUGUCAUUGACGGCAACCUGGAGCUGGUAAAACUGCUGGUGAAGUUUGGUGCAGACAUCCGGCUGGCCAACAGGGAAGGGUGGAGCGCUUUACACAUCGCCGCCUUCGGGGGCCACCAAGACAUUGUGCUAUACCUCAUCACCAAGGCCAAGUACUCCUCUGGCGCCCGGUGAUAUGUCUCUGCUGUCAGGUAAAACAAGAAAAAACAACAAGUGGAAAAUAAAACUGCAACACACGGGAAAGCCAGGCUCUUGUAAAAGCAACAAAAAAAACUGCCAAUAUCGUCAUAGUUGUGCCAAAUUAUAUUUAAAAAAAGGAAAUAUAAAGACCUGCACAAUAAUCUUCCCUCAUUGUAAACCAAACGGGGUCCUCUCUGCACUCCUGAGUGUGGCACCUCAUGCUCCACACACAGCUACAACACGAAUCUUUUUAACAAAAGAAAAAAAACACAAUUUUUGGUGAGUUUGUUGGUACUAAAGCUUUCCUCUUGAAUGUGUACUAGAUCUUGUCGUCCACUAUAAAAGAAGCCAGUGUGUGUGUGUAUCACAUGUGUGUGUUUGGACUCCAGAGUGCAGAUGGCCCAGUUUCUUUUUCUAUCCAUGACCUCCCAUCCCCGGUUAUACAGUUGAAUAGUUUCUUUGUGGGGAGGGGUGGGGGGGAGACUGUUGCUCCUCAUUGUUCACUUGUAAAAACCCUUUUUAAGUUAUUUUAUAUGAAACACGGCACUUGAUGCUCUAUGGCUGCAUGCUGGAAUAUCUGAAAGGGAAGACACAGGAACAAGAGAAGAAGGGUUGCCCUCUGUUGGCUACCAGAGGUCUGUUUUCUUUAACUUUUUUUGUUUUACUCAAAGAGCGGCAUUAUGGCUAUCCAACACGCUUUCAGAUGUGUAAUCAUGUAACAACAAGGGACUCCAUCAUUGUUGUGAAGUACUGUACACAAUAGCUUUACUUUUGUUUGUUUUUUUAAGAGAAAAAAGUAGCUAAAUGCGCUCUUCAUGCAGAUCUUACCUGGCGUCCAACUUGUCAGGCCAGUUGCGACCUUUGGUCAUUGUGUUAUUAAGAGAGAGAGAAAGAAACCGCUGCUUUCGCUUUGUAUAAAAAAAAGUCGCAUUUGGAAAUCACUUUAUAAUCUCCUUUCAGUAUUUUAUUAACAUCCUAGUCAUCACUGUGAAAGCAGGCUGGGUUUUUAUUUUAUUUAUGAAGGUACAUUGAGAAGAUGCAUUUUUUUGUUGUUGUGGUUCUUCUUUAACAAAAGUGUCAGAAUAUAGGGUGACUCAAGCUGCUUCAGACUCGUAGUAUAAACUGUCCCGUGUGGAGGUAGACCUGCCACUCCCCCCCCCCCCCCCCCCUUCCAAAUACUCACCCCCACCCAAAAAACCCCUCUGUUAAAGCAUGUUGACCCUCAAGGACUUUCUCCCCCCCUCCCCUCUCCUCCUCCCAUUAAAAGGACUUUGUUUGGUUGCCUUUUGCCAGCUACCUCGACUAUAAAGUAUUCUCAAGUUGUUCUCACCACUCUGCCACGUUGUUUGGAGUCUGAGGAGACAUUCACAAUGUGUCUGUGAUCAUCCACAUGCCAGUAUGUUUUUUUUUUGUAGCCUAUAAUAGACAGAUGGACUUCAUUACAGAAGAUGCAAAGAUCCCAUUCCUGCAUCCUCAGUCGGGACAGUUUAUUUUACACAACCAAACAAAUUCUGUCAAGCAAUGCAUCGUUUCUGCAAGGGAGUCUCUGUCUCUCACACACUGCCAUUGUUUUCCCUAUAAACCUCCACUUUUUCCUCUCUUUCUGUCUUCAUCUUUUCCAGGAAUACAAAAAAAAAUGGAAUUGUAUCGCAUGACUUAUAAAUGCAGGGAGUUUUAUUGCACAAAAAUGCGGAGCCUUGUGCGCCCCCAGUGUUUUUACGGGGUAACUGCAGCAGCCAAGGCUUUGGAAUAGUUACUACUACUGAGCAGGACCCUAAUACUGUUGGACGAUGAAGACUUUAAAAAAAAAAAACACAACGCCACAUGACUAUUGCAGGAAGUCACAGAAAAGGAAAUUGGUUUCAUCAACUUGCCUGCUGCAUUUUGAAAGUCAUGGCACCCUAACAUUUGUAUCAAUGCUGCUUGUAUGUUUCUUUUUUUGUUUUUAAAUGUUAAAUGUUUUUGUUUUUUUACUGCUCAAGUCACAGCAGCACCGGGUCACCACAUGAGAAGCUUUUGAAAGAGAGUGUGUUUGUGUGAUUGUGUGCGUCUCAUGAGGGGCUUGGUGUUGUUACAACUUUCCAUUUUAAACCUGGAAUAACCACAAGUAAACUGAAGCGAUUCUAGAUCCACUUCAUCAUGGUAUACAUUGGUAUCAGGCAACAAAUUAAAUAUGCAUCGCUUGUCUUAAACUUGAUGUUUUUUCCUUUUUGUUUUUUUUUGUUUCGAAUAUUGCACUGAUGACUGUUGUUAAAAAAGUUGGCUUUUAUGUGUCAACAUUUAAUUUUUUUCUGAAUAGAAAAAAACACAAACACAACAAAAUACUAUUGUAUAAAUAUAUGCUCCAGGUGAUAAUGUCCUAAUGUGUGUGUUACUUUGUGGAAAGAACAUGAUGUUUUUUUUAACAAAGAUGCGUGUAUCUCUGUGAUUGGGUGAAUGUAUAUAUACAUAUGGAUAUAUAUAUAUCGACGCUGAUGAUGAUGAUGAUAUCUUGGGGCACUUUCUUUUCUGAAGUGCUGUCUUCCUGUUUUUUUUUAAAGGGGAAUAAUACAUUUGAUGGUAAGAUCAUUGUAACAUGAUUAAAGAUUGCACGGUUGUGUGGUUGUUUGGCUUACCAGGGUCAUAACAUUUAUGACGUAAGGAGCCAGCCGCCGUUGGUGUGCAUGAGUGAGAUGAUUUUUUUUUUUUAAAGAGAAAAAAAAAAGUGAUGACUUCUUUGGACCAAGUUGUGUUUCCUGGUCUCGCUUCAUUUCAAGCGAGAGGAAACGGCUGAUUUUUUUUCAUGAAUGAUGCAGAUGUUCCAUCAUGUUUGAUUUAGUUUGUAUUCUUUUAUUUUUUGAGCGUUUGUAACACUGUGAUGAUGACGUGACGUCAUGUGGAGAUGAAUGCUGUAUUAUUUUUGUACGUUUGUGUACAAGCCAGUAAAGAAAUCAUUAAACUCAAA
This is a messenger RNA of Gymnodraco acuticeps, 3930 nucleotides long. RefSeq names its product NOTCH regulated ankyrin repeat protein a (gene nrarpa). The coding region runs from base 642 to 980 and encodes 112 amino acids. The record is from RefSeq and is a predicted model, not a curated record. Gene Ontology annotation, cellular component: cytoplasm. Lineage: Eukaryota; Metazoa; Chordata; Actinopteri; Perciformes; Bathydraconidae. Gene Ontology annotation, molecular function: phosphatase regulator activity; protein binding; enzyme inhibitor activity. The transcript is spliced from 2 exons.